This is a messenger RNA of Symbiodinium pilosum, 1065 nucleotides long. The record is from the annotation of a GenBank genome assembly. Lineage: Eukaryota; Dinophyceae; Suessiales; Symbiodiniaceae.
AUGCCUCGAGUGGGCCACACAAGAGUAUCGGCCAUUGUUGCGCCGAUGAGUCCAAUGUCUGAUGGUUUGGGACAUGCUACACAGGAGGCCGCGGGCUCUUCUCCAGCACAACCUGCGGUGGCCAGCAACAACGUCGUUCCGCCGAAUGGCACCAUUGCAGCUGCCGUGGCAGAUAUGCCUGCGGAAAUGCAGGAUGUCGCCGUCCCUUGGGCACAACCACGCCUGUCAACACAGGAGGGCUCUGUGAUGAGAAGCCAUCGGCCGGACCUUCUGGCACGAGCACAUGUCGUGUUUCGCGCUGCGCUGGGCUUGCCAACUGUUGGCUUGGCAUAUGACACAACUGAUGUGCGCAGACUACAAGCUGAGGAGUUUGGAAUCACCUUCGGUGUGCCAACUGGUGAUGCAAACAUUAUCAAGGCUGUGAAGCGAGUCGUGGUCCUGUCCGUGAUCAGCUCGACAUACUACAUCUGCGCCUUCAUUGCCAGAUUGCUUUUGGGCCAGUACACUGAUCCAGGUGAUCCAGACUCCCCAGAUGAGCUUUGGUCAGGGUGCAGUCAGCUCAUCAUUGAACUCAGCAUUCCAGCAUGCGGGUAUUAUGGAGCUCUGUACACACACAGGACACUUCUUUUUUUCUUUUGCGGCGCCAACCUGAUCUUCGUUGUGGCGUCCAGCAUCAACUUCCUGCGAUAUGUUAUCCGGAUGGGUGGCGGGGCAGAAGCGUGCGCACUUGAGGCAUACGCUACGCAGCAGCGAGACUGCGAGCUGAUGCACAGUGACGGGCCCCUUCGCUACCUUUUCCUGGGCAGUCUGCUGAUUCUUACAUGGUUCAGCUGUCUGUCGUUUGGCGCUGGCAAGGGUCUCUACCAGGGGCUGGCGCCCGGAGAUGGACAUCCGUACUCGUCAGUACCUGUGGUGGGCGAAGUUAUUGCGACACCAGAGGGAACCAGUUCGGAAAAUGGAUCCAGCUCCUCCCCGACUCGCAACUUGAACAUGUCCGAGGAGGACCGACGUGUUGCGGAAAUGGCUGCCUCGCUGGCCUCCGAGGCUGCCGCGUCGGCACGGUGA